Molecule: messenger RNA, 2112 nt
Organism: Daucus carota subsp. sativus
Lineage: Eukaryota; Viridiplantae; Streptophyta; Magnoliopsida; Apiales; Apiaceae
Product: protein INCREASED PETAL GROWTH ANISOTROPY 1
Exons: 6
Coding region: 134-1843 (569 amino acids)
Biological process (GO): chloroplast organization
Cellular component (GO): chloroplast outer membrane
Source: RefSeq, a predicted model, not a curated record
ACUCAACUGCUUAAAUUGAUUAUCUACUUGUCCCUCGCACAUAGUAGUGAUCAGACCAAACUUCACUUCACUUUCAUUCCCUGUAAGAACACAACUCAAACAUAUUAACUACAUAUAAACACACCUCUGUAGAAUGGUUACUGGAAAGCUUAUGGGGCUUGAAAGAUCAUCUGUUAAUCCAAAACCUUUCCCGCCAAGAAAACAACCAUCUAAUUGUCAAACUUCAGCUAAGCUCCCCAAGGGACCAAAUUCACGCUCAUUCGGCGUUUAUUUCCCGCGUGGAUCGGCACAAGUCCAGCCACGCCCACCCGAGGUCCCUGAGCUUCUUCACCUCCUGGAUGAAAUGCGCCAGAGGGAGUCUGUAUUGAAGACAGAGGUUCUGGAGCUUAAGAAAUUUAAAGAGUCGAGUUCUGUUGUUUCGGUUCUUGAAAAAAGAAUUGUCGAAAAAGUUAAUGAGCUUAAACGAUCGGAGACCAUGGUGGCUUGUUUGGGGGAUGAGAAUGAGAGGUUGAGACAGGAAGUUGAAAUGCUGCAUUGCAAAUUAUUUGAACAGAGUAGAGAUAGUGGGGAGAGGAUUAAGGCUUUGGAAGGUAGGGUUUUGGAGUUGAGUCGAAUGACGAAGGUGGAGACUAGGAAAAAGAAUCAAGAAGGAUCAAAAUUGCAGAGGUUUCAGGGCCUAAUUGAUGUUUCUUGUAAAUCUAAUGUUAAGACAAAUGUAAACAUUCUUGAAAAGUUUGAUUAUUUAGAGCAAUCAAUAUGUAAAGAAAAAGAGAUAAUAGAAUCGGAAAUCAUAUUGCCUAAUUGUUCAGGAGACAGUGUAGAGUUUGCUAUGUCAGUUGAAUCUCGGAUGCCUAGAAUUCCAAGACCCCCACCGAGACCAAGUGUUCCAUGUUCUGAUUCUUCAGGGUGUGUACUGACAUUAGUUUCAGCUCAGCCCAUAUUGAAGGUGGCACCUCAGCCUCCCCCACCGCCACCAAAGGGGUUAAUGACUGGGGAGGGGAAGGUGAGGAGAGUGCCGGAGGUUGUGGAGUUUUACCAUUCUCUUAUGCGAAGAGAUUCAAGGAGAGAUACUGGUGGAGGAGGAGCGACUGAUGGGAUGCCAGGGACUACCAAUGCACGGAAUAUGAUCGGGGAGAUUGAGAACCGUUCAGCCUAUCUGCUUGCGAUCAAAUCAGAUGUGGAAACGCAAGGUGAGUUCAUUAGGUUCUUGAUCAAAGAAGUCGAGGAUGCUAAAUUUACAGAUAUUCAAGAUGCUGUUGCUUUUGUCAAAUGGCUUGAUGAUGAGCUGUCUUACCUGGUCGAUGAGAGAGCAGUGCUUAAACACUUCCAGUGGCCAGAGAAAAAAGCUGAUACAUUGAGAGAAGCAGUAUUUGGAUAUUGUGAUGUGAAGAAGCUGGUGUCUGAGGCAUCUUCUUUCAGGGAUGAUCCUCAAUUAUCUUUUAUCCCUUCUCUCAAAAAAAUGCAAGUGUUGUUUGAAAAAUUAGAGAAUGGAGCUUACAACCUCUCGCGCACUAGGGAAUUGGCUGGCCAACGAUAUGAAGGAUUCCAUAUUCCAAUUGAUUGGAUGCUAGUUUCCGGAUUCACAAGUCAGAUUAAGCUAGCCUCUGUAAAAUUAGCGAUGAACUACAUGAAAAGAGUUCUGGCAGAGCUGGAAAUGGUCGAUGGUGGCUCUGAAGAAGAGGAAUUAAUAGUUGGAGGAGUAAGGUUCGCUUUCCGGGUACAUCAGUUUGCAGGGGGAUUUGAUGCAGAAACAAUGAGGGCAUUCCAACAUCUGAGAGAUAAAGCAAGACUGUGCCGUAUACAAUGUCAAAAUCAGCAAGAUUGCAGGUCCACAGCUUGCUGAAUAUAGAGAACAUAAUAGCUCUACAAACGGGAUGGACGAUCAAGGAUGAUUAAAGUAAAUUAAUUUUAUUUUAGUAGCUAACCCACACUAAUUUCCAGAAUUGGAAUAAGAUUAGCGCACUAUAUCAACAAGGCAACAACUAACCCGUUCAGCAGACAGCAAUAAUCUAUUUAUUAGUAAUGCGAGAUACAUGUGGUAUUUUGAGUGCUCCUCGCAUGUUGUAAUUUAGUACCCACUUCUUCAUAUGUGAUAAUAAAAUUUACAGUAAA